AUGAAAUUGGAAAGGGUAUCGUAUGCCAGAAUACUGGUAGUAGUUGAUGCUUCCAAAAAGCUUAUCGACCAAGUGGAGUUCGUUAUGCCAAACGGCAUAACCCGGAAACAACCGAUCGCCUAUGAGUUCCCCCCCAAAUUUUGCACGGAAUGCAACAGAUUUGGCCACCUUCAAGAGACAUGUCAGGGCACACAUCCACCGGCCGUGGCUGCUGCUGCUGCCCCUGCUACUGAGUGGACUAUGGUCCAAAGGAGGAAGAAGGGCAAAUCAACAGAUGUAGCAGCCAAGGGCAGUGGAGGGUCACCAACCAAUUCCACCGGCCAUCAAGGUGGACAAGACAGGAGGGGAGUCUCCCCUUCGAUUCCCAUGAAGAUCGGCUUUUGGAACGUGAGGGGCUUCAAUCGACCCCUCAAACACAAUGGGGUUGCCCACCUCAUUAAGUAUAACCAGCUUUGUCUCUUGGGCAUUUUGGAGACAAAGCUUGCAGCAUCUAAGAUUCAGACAUUUCUUAGCCGAUCAUUUCCGGGAUGGUGCCAAGCCAACAACUUUGACACCAUUGCCGCUGGACGCAUCUUGGUGAUUUGGAACCCAGCAGUUAUCGACAUUCAACCGGAGGAUAUCUCACCGCAAGUUAUCCACUGCCGUGCCACGAAUAAGUCUUCUCAACUCUCCUUCUAUAUCUCGUUUUCUUAUGGUUUAUAUUCUGUUGUCAAUAGAAGGAGUAUGUGGGAGAAGCUUACAGAAUUGGGACAGACGAUAAGCAUUCCGUGGCUCAUUAUGGGAGAUUUCAACUAUGUGAAAUCUCCCGAGGAAAAGCAACUUGGGGUGACGCCAACUUGGUACGAACUCAAGGAUUUCGUGGACUACUGUGCAGCACUUGGACUGCUUGACGUCCCCACAACGGGUUGCUAUUACACAUGGUAUUCCAACAAUGAGAGCAACCCUAUGUGGUGUAAACUUGAUCGGGUCCUUUACAACAACGAAUGGCUUGAGGCCGGUUUACAUUGCGGUGCCCACUUCAACCCACCGGGAUGCCUAUCCGACCACUCCCCGGGUAUUGUCACUAUCUUUGAUCAUACUCCCACUAAACCAAAACCAUUCCGUUUUUUCAAUAUGUGGGCAGAACAUCCGGACUUCUUAUCUACUGUGGAGCAACGAUGGAACUUGAAUGUGGAGGGAACGACACAAUUCAUUCUUUGCAAGAGGUUGAAAGCACUUAAAGCUGAAUUGAAAGCUUUCAACACGCAACACUACAGCCACAUUUCCACCAGGGCCAAAGAGGCUGACAUUGCACUGCAAGAUGCUCAGAACCAGCUUGAAAACAACCCGGGAAAUGUAACGCUUUGGGAAUUGGGAGAUCUUAGGAGGAAGGCCGUUUUCCUUGCCGAGGCUGAACGACACUUCUUCUACCAAAAAGCCAAGAUUCACUACCUCAAAGAGGGGGACCGAAACACCAAAUUCUUCCACGAUAUGGUGAAAAGGAAUGCUGCUAGAAACUCCAUCACGGCAGUUACUAGAGCUGACGGGACGAUCAUUACUUCUGCCGAUGAGAUUGCCCAAGAGUUCGUUGAUUACUAUACAUCACUCUUGGACACUAAGUCUCACACCAUCCCAGUUGAUGAUGGAGUGUUCGAUUGCGGCCCCAAACUUUCCUCCGAGCUUAUUGAUGAACUUUGCAGGGAAGUCACAGCAGUGGAGGUCAAGGACGCAAUUUUCAAUAUUAAUGACAACAAGGCACCCGGCCCCGAUGGAUAUUCCUCAUACUUUUUCAAGAAAGCAUGGAAUGUGGUGGGUAACCAGGUAUGCAGGGCCGUUCUGGACUUCUUUCAGAAUGGACGAAUGCUACGGCAACUUAACCACACCGUCAUUGCUCCCGUGUCCAAAUCAGAGCAUUCCUCUUCUGUUGCUGACUACCGACCGAUUUCGUGCUGCAACAUCAUCUACAAGGCCAUCACGAAAAUUAUAUCAGACCGGGUUGCACCUGCAUUGGAGCACCUAAUCGACCGUUGCCAAUCUGCGUUUAUUGGAGGUCGCAACAUCACCGACAAUAUCUUCUUGGCGCAAGAAAUGGUGCGAUAG
Molecule: messenger RNA, 2079 nt
Organism: Sesamum indicum (sesame)
Lineage: Eukaryota; Viridiplantae; Streptophyta; Magnoliopsida; Lamiales; Pedaliaceae
Source: RefSeq, a predicted model, not a curated record